AUGACGACAACAGCAAGUACAUCGUCAAAUUUACCUGAUAAAGAUCAAAUUCGUGUACAUGUUCGACGUGAUGGUUCAAUUGAAAGACAAAGAUUUAAUGGACGAGUUUGGAGACAAUUAUGUAAAUAUGAUGGUGGAGAAGAAUGUCAGGCAUUUGUUGCUUAUAGAAGUCUUUGUGUUGGACAUUAUCAUCAAAUAUCAGGUAUAACUGUUAAUGAAUCAAAACGUAGACAAUUAAUUCAACAAUCAGCAGCUGCUGCUGCAUCAUCAAAGGCAACAACAACAACAAUGAUACCAUCAAAACUUCGAUGUUCUAUUGAAACACCUUUAACUCUUGGUCUUAAAAAUUGGCGACGAAAAACAGCACAACCGAAUUCAUCAACAUCUAUAAACAAACGAUCGUCGCAAAUAUCUCUAGUCAAUAACAAUAGUAAUAAACGUCGAAAAUCAGAUGAAUGGGUUCUUCUUAAACGAUGUCGAUAUGAUUCAAGUCAAAAUAUACCACCUGUUCAAUCAAUUUUACCUAAUACAUCAACAACUCUAGAUGAAUCAACUGCAACAUCCGAUUCUAAUCAAGCAUGUUCAUCUGCUAGUUCAAUGGAUAGUCAUGCUGAUGAUUAUAUUUUGGCUCAAAAAUCAAUUUCAAUAACUGCAUCUCGUUUAACUGAUGAACAAAUGGAUCGUCUUGAUCAAUUUCUUCAACGUUUUAAUAUUCAUUAUUCGGAUGAAAUCGAUGAAAAAACAACACAUUUAAUAACUGAUGAUACAACAAUUCCAUUUAUAUGUGCUUUAUCAUCAAAAGUUGUUCAUGCAUUAGCACGUCAUUUAACUGUUUUAUCAAUACGUUGGAUUGAUGAAUGUCUUCAUUGUAAUAAACUUUUACUUGAUGAAUUAGCUUUACAAUUUGAAAUCCGUGGUGAUUUAACAUGCUCAACAAUGUAUCAUGGUGGUAUGCAACGUUCACGUCUUAUACCACGAAGACAUUCAUUAUUUUCUAAAUAUAUAUUUAUGCUUAAAUGUAAUGGUGUACAAAAUUUAAUGGAUAAUCAAGAAUUACGUACAUUAAUAACACUAUGUGGUGGUUAUACAUGUUCAUCAUUACGUACAGAUCAAGUAACACGAUGGACCGCACAAGGUAAAAUGAUUGUUGUUCUAUGUGAACAAUCAUAUGUUGAAGAACGUCAAGAUAAAUAUUGGAAAUGUGUUGAAUUAGGUAUAAGAUUUUGUUCGCCAGAAUUUAUUAUUGAAUCUAUAGCUCAAUAUCAAGUACAAGAUUAUGCUAUUUAUGAAGAAGAACCUCAACAAAAUGAAGAUGAUAAUGAUGAAGAAUAA
This is a messenger RNA of Rotaria sordida, 1332 nucleotides long. NCBI's taxonomy places the organism in Eukaryota, Metazoa, Rotifera, Eurotatoria, Philodinida, Philodinidae. The record is from the annotation of a GenBank genome assembly.